UCAUAAAUACCCCCACCCCCAAUCCAAUCACCUCCUCUUCACUCCUCGCUCGCACCACCUUCCUUCGUUCUUUACCCGCUCCUCGACAGCUCUCUAUCCUCAUCAUUAAUGGCUCACAAGAAAUCCCACAAGCUGCCUCAGCCCGCGGUCCUCAAGCAGAUCCUCAGGCGGUGCUCGAGCCUCGGCAGGAGGCCGAACAACGGCUUCGACGAGGGCGGCCUCCCCCUCGACGUGCCCAAGGGACACUUUGCGGUCUACGUCGGCGAGAACAGAGCCCGGCACAUCGUGCCGAUCUCCCUCUUGACGCGCCCCGAGUUCCAAUGCCUCCUCCGGCGGGCCGAGGAGGAGUUCGGGUUCGACCACGACAUGGGCCUCACGAUCCCAUGCGAAGAAGUGGUCUUCCGGUCUCUCACGUCGAUGAUCAGAUGACGGAGCGGGAGACGGGCCAAGAAAGGAGCAGCAACACGUACAUUGAUGCGUUGUUUGCGUCUUCUUCUUUUCCCCUACGUCUCUCUCUCUCUCUCUGGUCUUAAUUCGUUGUGAAUCUUGAUCUUUCUGAUUUCUUUUUUUGGGUUAUUUUUUAGCCUUAUGGGUUCUUAUUUCUGACGACUGUAACCCGAAUGUAUUUUGCGAGGAGGAUUUCCUGGGGUUAAUCAUGUAAAGGAGGAAGUUCGUGGUUUUCCUCAUGAAGGUGGAUUAUGUUGCCCCUUAUGAGAGAAGUUGACGUUAAAGAUUCAUGUAAUUGCCACGGUCAUUUUCCAAUGAAAAGUUAUUUUCACUUGGGUCA
Rhodamnia argentea is the source of this 787-nucleotide messenger RNA. RefSeq names its product auxin-responsive protein SAUR50-like. The record is from RefSeq and is a predicted model, not a curated record. The transcript has a single exon. NCBI's taxonomy places the organism in Eukaryota, Viridiplantae, Streptophyta, Magnoliopsida, Myrtales, Myrtaceae. Gene Ontology annotation, biological process: response to auxin. The coding region runs from base 109 to 429 and encodes 106 amino acids.